This is a messenger RNA of Syzygium oleosum, 2195 nucleotides long. Its product is annotated as senescence-associated carboxylesterase 101-like. Bases 216 to 2063 code for a protein of 615 amino acids. The record is from RefSeq and is a predicted model, not a curated record. Gene Ontology annotation, biological process: lipid metabolic process; defense response. Lineage: Eukaryota; Viridiplantae; Streptophyta; Magnoliopsida; Myrtales; Myrtaceae. Gene Ontology annotation, molecular function: carboxylic ester hydrolase activity. The transcript is spliced from 4 exons.
GACAUGGUCAAAGGUUGUCGAUUCUUUAUUCCGGUGGGCACAUAUCACCAGAAAAAAGGAGAAACUGCCUAGAUUGACCUGAUGUAGUAGCAAACCACCGAUUUGCAAAGAGGUCAAACAAUAAUUGCGUCGAGGAAAUGAAGAGAAGCUGCCAAGACUCGGCUCGAUUUAUAUCGCACGAACGGUGGAAGAAGACCCGGAAUUGAACGAGUCGAAUGAUGAUCAUGGGCGACCGGCCUCCUCCGCCUCUAUUCAGCCGCGGGCUCGAUCUGGCGAACUUGGCGGUGUCGUCCGGUCUUCUUGGACGUUCGUGGGACGCGGUUUCUCAGCUUCAGGGGCAAGUCGAUGCCGAGAAGCGACGCUUGUCCCCGUCGUCGUCGUCGUCGUCGUGGUGGUCCUCAUCGGUGGCGUUCAAAACGUUUCAGCACCCGGAGUACACGGUCGUCGCUUUCGAUGCCUCGAAGGUCGGCGCGAGCCGUCUUCGAGAACAGAGCGAUUUGGUUCCCUCGUCGGAGAUCCCUCGAUUCCAUUUCCUCUGCUCCGAGAACCUCCAGUCGUUCUCCGUGAACAGAGCGGCGGUUUCCCUGUUCGACUCUCUCUGCGACCAGCACGAACUCUCUGCCAUGAGAGCUCAGAUUGCAGAAUCUGCCAAGUCUAGCCCGCAUAUUAUUACCGGACACGGCCUAGCUGGAUGCGUGGCCUCUCUGUUCACGUUAUGGCUUCUAGACACGCUCGAUGCCUCAACCACUAUACGGCCGCUCUGCGUUACUUUUGGCUCGCCUCUCCUCGGCGACAAUGGCUUCCAACAAGCCAUAUCGCAGUUCUCGGCAUGGAACUCUUGCUUCUUGCACGUGGUCCAUAAGGAUGAUUGUUUCCCUAGACUCUGGCUUCCACCUGAUGGCGAGCCAAGCCUCUACGUGCCUUUCGGUGCAUUCCUCCUGUGUUCUGAGUCGCGCGGUGCGUGUUUUGGAGCUCCUGAAUCCGUGACGGAGCUGCUUGCAAACAGGAGCAGCACAGGGAGUGGUCGAAAUCUAGAGUUGCUAGGUUUUCAUUAUGGUGGCGUCAUCGAACGUCUUGAAGGCAGGUCCAUAUGCAAGGACCAAAAUUUGUUGGCUUGGGACGAACCGGAUUCAUUUAGGGCUGGGAUAAUAGCUCAAGUGACGGCAAUCGGCCUCACACAAGUUCAGCUUUCACAUCGGCCAUGGCAGCAGAACGCUAAUGCUUGGAUAGAGGGGGUCUUAAGAUCAGAAGAAGAAUCUGUGACCCGAAUCCGAGCGGCAGCAAGAAGCGAGACCUCCAGCAAAGCAAGUGACAUGGAAAGGAAAAGAUACAUGAUCAACCUCGAAUGGUAUAAGAAAAUGACGGCGUCCGAUGGUUUCGGGUAUUACGACAGCUACAAGAGCAAGCCGAAGAGGCGCGAUCACCUAGUCGUCACUGAUAAGGAGACCCUCAAGGAAUACUGGCAGCGCGUUGUCAAGGAGUCGGAGAAGAAGCCUCAGAAGGAGGGGGCAUGGCUGCGGCGUGGCUGGCUCUUUGGUGGAAACACUUACCGGAGGAUGGUUGAGCCGCUUGACAUAGCGGAGUACUAUGCGAAGGGGAAAAGAGAUUACCUAACUCAAGGAAGGUCCAGGCACUACAUUCUAUUGGAGAAGUGGCUAAAAGAGUACCCGCAGAGGCCUGCCUCGCCUAACUCAGUCAAUUCGAGACGGGAAAAAGUCUCGUCCAACAUGCUAACCGAGGAUUCUUGCUUCUGGGCGCAUGUCGAGGAGGCAAUCAUCUCGGUCAGGUCGUUGAAGAGCGGAGGACCGAACGCGGCCAUGGAGAGAGAGAAGUUGAUCAAGUUCGAGCGGUACGUGAUGAGUCUCCUCGAGAGGUACGCGGUAUCAUCCGAGAUUUUCCUGGAGAAGAGCAGCUACAUGAAAUGGUGGAGAGAGUAUCAUGAGGAGAUUCUAGGGAAGCAGAUGAUGGGAGCUUCCUAUGACUCGCAGCUUGCUCAGUUCAUGAGGAAUGAGUACUAUCACCAUUAUGCUUCAGGGUCUUUCACAUUCAAUUACUCAUGGUGAUUGACCUCGUGUCCUUUCACUUGGAUGGAUUUUUUAAUCUUCCCUCCCUCAUUUUGACCUUUUCUUUUCGGUUACUUGAAAAAUUCAGAAAUUAUUUAAUGCACUUAAGGGCCUGCCUCCCUUUUGCCCUCA